GUGUCGUUUCAGCUUGUCCACUGUGCUUUCUUGCAUUACACCUUCCGGAAUGUGCUCCUCUGUCUCGAUAAGUACAGAUUUUCAGCUCAAGCGUCUUCUAUACAGCAGGGGACGCUUCGACAACCCAGAGUACAGCGCGAGCGUAGUGUCGAGAUACGUAGGAUUUGCCAUCAUCAACUUUCUGACGGCCGCGUUUAAGGCCGUCAUCAUGGUACGUCUGUUCGAGAUGUACGACAUGAGCGAAACUAUCAAGGAUGACACGACACUCGCCAAGCUUCGAAGCAAACUGCUCUAUGCGGACGAUGACUACAGCGAAAGUCCUCCCCGAUCCAAGGAGGCCACGACGUUCAACAUUUCGGUCAAGAUCAGUCCGAUUCGACGAGGCGUCUGAUCACGCGUCCUCGCAUACGCUAUCUUUGAAUGAUUAUCUACCGUACGACCAAUUCUCUGAAUUAAAUAACUACUCGCCA
Rhipicephalus sanguineus (brown dog tick) is the source of this 470-nucleotide messenger RNA. RefSeq lists its product as uncharacterized. The coding region runs from base 50 to 391 and encodes 113 amino acids. NCBI's taxonomy places the organism in Eukaryota, Metazoa, Arthropoda, Arachnida, Ixodida, Ixodidae. The record is from RefSeq and is a predicted model, not a curated record. The transcript has 4 exons.